CACAGUCACCAGUCACGCCCGUUUACAUAUAAACGCAAACCAGUUGUCUUUUGUAUGAGGUAGUGAGUGGUUGCGUCAAAUUACGUAAAUUUACAAUAUGCCGAAAAUUAUCAAUUUUGGUGCCGGUCCGGCGAAAAUGCCAGAAGAUGUGUACGAAACAAUACGAGAGGAGUUAACAAACUUUAAAGGAUCGGGAAUAAGUUUGAUGGAGACAAGUCACCGUACGUCUACAUAUAUGACCUUUAAUACUGAGACACAAAAUGUUGUUAGAAGACUGUUAAAUGUACCCAGCAACUACAAAAUCCUGUUUCUCGCUGGUGGUGGUCAGGGCCAAUUUGCUGCUGUACCUAUGAAUUUAAUUUCAAGGACGGGUACUGCGGAUUACGUUGUAACAGGAUCAUGGUCAGCAAUGGCGGCUAAAGAAGCGAAGAAAUAUGGCAAAGUGAACAUGGUUUUGCCGCCCACAGAUCGUUAUGUGGGCAUCCCAGACCAAUCGACUUGGAACCUGGACCCUAAUGCCUCAUACGUCCAUAUUUGUGGAAACGAAACUAUCCACGGUGUUGAGUUUGAUUUCAUUCCGGACACAAAGGGAGUGCCAUUAGUUGCUGAUAUCAGUUCUAACUUUAUGUCGAAAAAAUUGGAUGUGUCCAAGUUCGGAGUAAUAUACGGGGGUGCUCAAAAGAACAUCGGAACGUCAGGAGUAGUUGUAGUCAUAGUACGGGAGGAUCUUCUCAACCAAGCACUGCCUAUUUGUCCCGUUGUUUUAGACUGGACUGCGAAUGCUAAAGCUGAUUCUAUAUUGAAUACUCCGCCUAUGUUUGCUAUCUAUGUCAUGGGCAAGUGCCUCCAAUGGAUAGAAUCCAAAGGUGGUUUGGACAAAAUGGCCGAACUAGCAGCAAAGAAGGCAUCCAUGAUUUACGGUUUAAUAGAGAAUUCAAAUGGUUUCUACUACGCACCAGUUGCUAAGAACGCUAGAAGCAAAAUGAAUGUUCCGUUUAGAAUUGGUUCGGAUAAAGGUGAUGAAGCUUUGGAAAAGGAGUUCUUGAAGGGCGCUGAAGCUCUAGGCUUGAUUCAGUUGAAGGGACAUAGGAGCGUCGGUGGUAUUCGCGCAUCUAUAUAUAAUGCAGUUACUGUCGAGGAAGUAGAAGUUUUAGUUAAAUAUAUGACUGAAUUCUACAAAAAGCACGCCAAGUAAAAUGUCAUUUAAUAUUUGUAUGUUUGUUUAUACAAUGUAGGAAAUGACGCACUUUCUCAAGAAUAGAACUUGAGUAUCGAUAUUAUUAAAAUAAACUAUAUUUUUGUAUGACUUUA
This is a messenger RNA of Colias croceus (clouded yellow), 1311 nucleotides long. It is a transcript of the gene Psat1, whose product is annotated as probable phosphoserine aminotransferase. NCBI's taxonomy places the organism in Eukaryota, Metazoa, Arthropoda, Insecta, Lepidoptera, Pieridae. Bases 98 to 1195 code for a protein of 365 amino acids. Gene Ontology annotation, cellular component: cytoplasm. Gene Ontology annotation, biological process: L-serine biosynthetic process. The transcript is spliced from 8 exons. The record is from RefSeq and is a predicted model, not a curated record. Gene Ontology annotation, molecular function: O-phospho-L-serine:2-oxoglutarate transaminase activity; pyridoxal phosphate binding.